UCUCCCGGGCAACAGCCCCUCCCGCCCGCGCCCCUUCGUUCUCCUCACAGGAAGUAGGUCCAUGUUCGCCCACCGCCCGCGAUCAGCAAGCUACGAGCCCACGAGUUAGUCGUGGAGACAGAGUCUUGUUCCGGAUGUUAGGAACUGGUCACCAGGAUUGCUGGAGGUCAUCGUCACAUGUGUCUUGCUUGCACUAGUCUUACUCCGAGCCUCCUCGUUUGCUAGAUUCAGUGCCCGUUCGGACUUCCGCCAUCACAGAUGGCAGCAAAGCCCCCGCCUCCCGGCAUCUUGCAGGCGGCAGCGCGGCACCCCGCCGAGCCCUGGUCUUCUCACCCCGUGUACGCGAGAUACUGGCGACACUAUCAUCAGGCGAUGGCGUGGAUGCGUAGCCACCACGGUGCCUACAGGAAGGCCAUGGAGUCUUACUUCGCCGGCCCCUGGUCCCUCCCGGCCGUGGCGCCGCCCAGGAGCUCCUGCGCCAACCGGGCCGGGCCCCCUCGGCCGCCUCGUGACCGCCCGCCUGGCCUCCCGGACUCGCGCCGCGGUCACUCGCACGCCAGGAGGCCCGGGCAGCGUCCGCGGCCCGCGCGGGACGAGGCGGACGCCGAGUCGGACGGGGGCGUGGAGUGCGACCUGAGCAACAUGGAGAUCACCGAGGAGCUGCGCCAGUACUUCGCCGAGACCGAGCGGCACAGGGAGGAGCGACGGCGGCAGAAGCAGCUGGACGCCCAGCGCCUGGCCGACUACGUGAACGCCGACCACGGCCUGUACGACGGCACCCGGCGCUCGGUGGAGCCCCCCUCCGAGAGGCCCGGCGAGCGGCGCCAGGCCCGGAUGACGCGCCUGUACGGGGCCAGCGCCGCCAAGAUCCAGGCCAUGGAGGCCGCCGUGCAGCUGAGCUUCAACAAGCACUGUGACAGGAAGCAGCCCAAAUACUGGCCGGUCAUUCCGCUCAAGUUCUGAGCCGCGGCCGCAGCGCGCCCACCCACCACCCGCUUCCCUUCGCGUUCCCUAAACCUCUCCCGCGCGUCGUCUCAGGGAAACGUCUCUGGGCCUGAGAAAUAGGCACGUUCACCAAAGUCCCAGGGGGCCCAUCGGAGGGGUGCCGUGUUGGCCACUUGAAGUCGGCAAGACAGGUACCAUCGCCAUGUAGUUUACACUUGAUUUUGAGGUUAAUCAUCGUGUUCAGUUAGUUCAUUAAAGUCCUCAGAGAUAUUGCCUAGUGA
This is a messenger RNA of Hyaena hyaena (striped hyena), 1226 nucleotides long. RefSeq names its product gem nuclear organelle associated protein 8 (gene GEMIN8). The record is from RefSeq and is a predicted model, not a curated record. Gene Ontology annotation, biological process: spliceosomal snRNP assembly. The transcript has 5 exons. Lineage: Eukaryota; Metazoa; Chordata; Mammalia; Carnivora; Hyaenidae. Gene Ontology annotation, cellular component: SMN complex. Bases 259 to 963 code for a protein of 234 amino acids.